GUGCAUCGCGUUACCUUUCAUCUCUCAGUUUUCAACAUGGCGGGUCGCAGUGGCCAUGUGGAUGUCGUCAAUGAAAGGCGACUGAAGCCUUUAUACGACAAUCUUGAUAAUGGCAACUACAAAAUGGCACUGCAGGCUGCAGAUAAACUGCUCAAGAAACACAAGGAUCUUCAUUGUGCUAAGGUGUUGAAGGCACUAGCUCUCCUUCGCAUGGGUCGUAGGAAAGAGAGUCUAGCAAUCACAGAAGAUGUCAUUGAGGUCAAGCCAACGGAUGAGGCUACAUUAUCAGCCCUUUCUAUCUGCUUCAGGGAGAUGCAGAAACCUGAGUUGAUAGUAGAGAUUUACAGCAGCGCUCUAAAGAACCAGCCACAGAAUGAAGAGUUUCACACUUAUCUCUUUAUGGCCUUAGUCAGAAUAGGAAACUGCAAGAGGCAACAACAGGUUGCUAUGGCUUUGUACAAAGCUUUUCCCAAGAAUCCAUACUACUUCUGGGGUGUCAUGAGUGUUGUGAUGCAGGGUCUAACGAGUGUUGACACCAAGCUGGCAUCCACUAUGUACUUUCCUCUCUCAGAGAAGAUGAUUGAGAGAAUGGUCAAGGAGAAUAAGCUGGACGCUGAGGCGGAGGUCAUUCUCUAUCUCAUGGUGCUAGAUUAUCUUGGGAAACAUGACAAGGCCAUAGAGAUACUGGAUGGACCAUUAGGAAAGCUGAUGAACAGUGAAAUUGAUGGAGUACUCAUCCGCAAGGCAGAGCUCUUCACCAAGAUGGAGAAAUGUGCUGAGGCUAAUAACGCCUAUAGAUCAUUGCUACUCAAACAGCCAGACAAUUGGUUUUUCUAUGAACAGUACUUCACUUCAGCCUUCAAGCUCCUAGAUGCAUCAUGGACCCCUCCUGAAGAUGAACAAGAGAAGUCCAAGCUUGGUGAGGUUGACCAUACCCUGGAUCUGGUGGUCAGCUUCAUCCAGGAGCAGAUCGUUACAGAGGAAGCCAAGUCUAAGAAUUCAGGGGAUGCAGGAGUGGACCGGUCACUUCGAGGACCUUACCUUGCUAGGCUGGAGUUGAUUCAACAGCUUACAAAGAGAGGGGCAGGUGAAGAGGCAAGGGAAAGGAUAGGUUCAGCUCAAGAUCACAUCAGGCAUUACCACUCUCUCUUUGGUGCUAAGUUCUGUUGCUAUAGUGAUCUGAGUAGAUACACAGAUCUCCUAGGUGAUGAGGAUGGAGCUAUCUUUACUCAGAGUCUGGUGGAAGAUCGUUUGCCUUUAGAUGAGGAGGAGGGUCUCUCAAUUGCUACCUCUAUCAAAGGUCUUCAGAGGCACCUUAGCACCAUUCAGUUGAGCAGAAGAUUGGGUAUCCAAUCUACUCUAUCAUCGGCAGAGAAACUAGACGUUGCUAUGGAGAUGGCUGCAACUCACAGGCAGAGUCUGCGGUUUGCUGCAGGGAACAUCUCGGCUGAUCAUCAGUAUGCUGACGACUACCUCUUACUAGCUGUACAUAUACUGUUAGAUGUAUGGGAGGAGACUGGUGAUGACCAGCAUCUAUGGAAGAUGAUUAUGAUGUUAGAGAUGGGAAUUACAAACAGCAAGAAUAACAGUCAGAUGAAACUACUUCUCAUGAGACUUUACUGUGUAGCAAGUGUGUUUGGUCCCAUCCCUGAUCUCUUCACCAGCUUAGAUAUCAAACACAUACAACAAGACACUCUGGGAUAUAAUGCAGCUAGCUUUGUGAAGUCACUAGGCCACUUUUCAUCGGCCAACUCACUAUACAAUUCAACUCUUAGGUUCUUCACUUCAAAUCACAAAGAUACAACAGAACACAUCAUAGCUGCAUACAAGUUUGGAUCAUUUCACAAGAUCCCUGAGUUUCUGUCUUUCAGAAAACGAGUAAAGCAUUCGCUUCACUUUGCUCAGGUCACCGUGGAGAAGAUGUUGCUUGAUCUCAUGCUAGAAUCAGAGAAUAAUAGCAAAACAUUUGAAGACAUUGUUCAAGACAUGGAAAUCAUUCCUGCAAAUGAUGACACAGACUGGGAUGACCUCCGUGAUAACAGAGAUCUCAAAUUUUUCAUCACGUGGUCUCCUCAGGAAAGGCAACUGUCAGAUGAAGACAUUGAGAUAUCGUCCCAACAGGAGAAAUCAUGGCUGAGGUUACGUAGCCUCUCAUUGAGAUCUCUAGCAGCCGCAGCCCAUCUCUCACCUCAGCAGGUCAGUAAUGAGACCCAGCAAGCAGAGACUAAUACCAUGGCUGCCAGCAAUAACGGAGAGUCUGUGGACAAGAGUGACAUAUUGAAACGAUUGCUAGAAGAUCUUACUAGCCAUGUCGGAACAAUCAGAGAAGACCCACAUCUGGAUCAGAAGUACUGCACCCAAGGUCCACCUAAGACGAAUCUGUCCGAGUACUUAGCCGGGAAACAUGAUGUCAUUCUAACGGCAGGCUUAAAGAUGGUUCUUGGUUCUCAUGAGUUCUCCAAUCUCAGCUCAGACGAUUCAUCCUAUGAGGAGACACAGACUAUGAUAUCACAAGCAAUGAAGGACAUCCUGUCAAACUUACAAGAGUCGUUGAGGAGAAGUAGAAGAAGCUUGAUCAUUGAGAAGGAUGGUAAGAAGACCUUUGACAGACAUAUACUACCAGAGACUGUCCAAUUGGUCGAGACAUUCAUCUUCAUGAUCCUGUUGAGUAGUGUAUGCUUCAAGAUGAUGAAGAAAGUCAAGCAAGCAGCUCAGAAAAGAGGCAAGAAGAAGAAGGGAGCACCUCCAAAACCACUGCCGGCAGUGAUAGAUCAGUUCAAGUCCUACAUGGAGGAGUUUCAUAUACUGUUAGAAGGUCUUCAUAUGGCUGUCAUGGAUACUGAUAUGGUCUUCCUUGCUCUCAAACUAGACCACAUGCAGCUCACUGAUGGAGAUCAUGAGUGUUUCACAGAAGAAGAAGAGAGAGCCAUUUGGUCCAAGGUUGAAGAGAGCUACCAAGAAUCCUGUAAGGAGAUGUCGGAUGCCCUCAAGGGCAAAAUAGAGUACUUUGUCUCUCUCAAGUUAUGAUGAAGGACCCCAUCAGACCAGGACUUUCUGGGGAAUCCCCCCUUUCUCUGUAGGGGAAAUCCCCUGCCAUAGAACUGUAGACACAUUGCUUUGAAUGGAUGUUGUGUGUUCUUCUAAUGCGGAUUACACACCAGUUAACCAGAGGCAUGAUAGGCUUUCUUCUUGAACAUGAAAGCUUAAUAAUCUUCUUAUGGACAUGGAGAUUUGUCUGUAGCAACGGGCUUCUCAAUGAAGAAUUUCAUAGUUUUCCACCUUUGUGCUUAUGCAGUGAGACUAUGAAGAAAGGGGCUAUGGAUUGUUUAAACUAAACCUGAGGAUGAUGUCAAUGUCUUUUGCUUUAAACAUCAGAAAGAUAAUGUCUGUUCCAGAUGUGUCUUCUUUUUUAUUUACUUAUUUGUAUGAAAGAGUGGCUGCAGAGAAAAUGUGCGAGUGCGUACAUUUUGUUGAUUGGUAAUCCAUGGUUGGUUGAUUGGGAUUGGAGUGACCUGUAUUGGUCAUUUGUAUCGUACUUCAGAUACUCACAGUAGGUAUUUAGUGUAAGCACAGUCAAUUAUUGUUAGUAAGUGUCAUUUUCCGGUGGAGAGACAGUCAAAUUCAUUCUGAACGUGGGCUAUCUUCAAGAAGAUGUACUUUUACUCCCACAAGCCUGUAAGCAACCUGUGGACUAUCCAAGAAUGUUAUGUAGAUUUAUUGCUACUGAAAGUCUUAUUUAAGUGAAAUUAUUCAGAAUUAGGCUCUUACAAUAUAAGCACUUAUGUGUAUCCUUUGAAUAUGAACAUCUCCCCAGUGUAAUUUUGUUCUACAGUUUUCUAUGACAAGGAACUUUGUCCAGAUGUAUCGGCAUUCCUCAAAUCGGGUCUAGGGGCAGGAUGCUUAACAUGAAAGCACAAUGUUAGAGCUAAAUAGAUCUGCCAGCUUUGCCAAUGAAUUUGAAAAGGGCAGUGCCAGAGCAUCACAAUUUGUGUUUGUGUGUUAGCUAUAUCUCAGUUAUAGGUGUGACUUAUGACUAAAAUGAACACGGUGUGUAUUACCUCUUCACAAAGCCAUUGAUGUGAUCAACACCAUUUUAUGCUUUAUUGCAUUUAACAGUGUAAAGGCUUAGUACUAGAUACUGAAUGCACAGAGACCAAUCGUGGUAAAAUUCCAUGAUCCUUAGCAGGACAUACAUCCACCAAAAGUUAGGACACAACUAGGAAAAGGUUAAGCAUUUUAAUGUAACUUAAAACACACACACACACACACACACAUUAAAACAAUGACAGAGCUGGCGUUCUGUGAUACAGGUACAGUACAAUUAUUUAUUGAAAACUGUGUGGCGUAAUAAGGAUUAGUAUUGGAAUAGAUAACAUAUUUUAAGGAGUUAAAUUGAAACGGAUGUUAUAUUGGAAUAGAUGUCUGGAUGAAUUACAGAUAUCAUUUGUUUGUGUAGAGGGGAUUAUGAUUGAUACUAUGCAUGUGUAAUGCAGAGUGAAGUAGCAGUAUUGGAGUUUAUAGAUCAAUCUUCUAUUGAAGCCAAGCUUAUGGAUGCAACUUCUCUUAAUCCAUUUGGGUUAACUAUUCUCAUGUCAUGUGUGAUAGAAUCUCUAUUGUUAGAAUCCAUCUUGUAUACCCUGUUCACUAAUCGUUGCUAUGUUGGGUAAUCAUCAUACAUUAAGAAGUUUGCCUGAGAUUAGAUGCAUUAGUAAACCGGGCCCGUUGCAUAAAACUUACCAUUGAUGGUAACUUUGCCAUCAAUGGCAACUACCAUGGUAACAGGGCUAAACAGCCAAUCAAAAUCAAGGUUUCCAUGGUGGUUACCAUUGAUGGCAAAGUUACCAUCAAUGAUAAGUUUUGUGCAACAGGGCCUUGGUCUAUUGUUUUAUAGUAUGUACAUGUAUUAAUUGACUAGAAUGUUGAGGUACAAUUCAAAUCUGUGUUUACUGAUAAUUUUGUACUUCUUUUGAUAAGAAAGUCAAAUGGUCUUUUGCAUAGAAAGUUGUGAUUAAAUGCCAACUUGAGUUUAACCAAUCUUCAUUGCACACAA
Messenger RNA from Strongylocentrotus purpuratus (purple sea urchin), 5050 nucleotides. It is a transcript of the gene naa25, whose product is annotated as N-alpha-acetyltransferase 25, NatB auxiliary subunit. The record is from RefSeq and is a predicted model, not a curated record. The transcript is spliced from 24 exons. Gene Ontology annotation, cellular component: cytoplasm; NatB complex. Bases 37 to 3027 code for a protein of 996 amino acids. Gene Ontology annotation, molecular function: protein binding; protein-N-terminal amino-acid acetyltransferase activity. NCBI's taxonomy places the organism in Eukaryota, Metazoa, Echinodermata, Echinoidea, Camarodonta, Strongylocentrotidae. Gene Ontology annotation, biological process: N-terminal peptidyl-methionine acetylation.